Molecule: messenger RNA, 1749 nt
Organism: Aspergillus novofumigatus IBT 16806
Lineage: Eukaryota; Fungi; Ascomycota; Eurotiomycetes; Eurotiales; Aspergillaceae
Product: enhancer of polycomb-like protein 1
Exons: 3
Coding region: 1-1749 (582 amino acids)
Biological process (GO): regulation of transcription by RNA polymerase II
Cellular component (GO): piccolo histone acetyltransferase complex
Source: RefSeq, a predicted model, not a curated record
AUGGGGAGGACGCGCCCAAAAAAGCUCACCUCGAAAGCCUCAAUCCCCAUUGUCCGGGAAGAUGAGAUCGAUAUCAUCGACGAUGAGGUCCAGAAUGCCCUACAACAGGUGGAAACUGGUGUCGAGAAGGCUGAGGAGUCGGAAUUUCAUCUUCAAGCUGCUAUCAGCGCGACUGCCCAAGGAAAAGUAAACGAAGCUCACAUUCCCACACCAGAGACCGUCCUCAGUAAUCUUCGAUAUGACGAGCUCUAUCCCCCCAUCUUCUCGCAGCCGGCGACAUACAUCCGCUUCUCCUCGACUGUCGAGGACUGUUGCGGAUGCCCGUAUAACAUGACCGAAGAGGACGAUGUCUUCUUCAAGAUCAUGAACGAGAAGCGGGAGCCGUCGAACCGGAUCACAGAGGAUCAGUUCGAGGAGGUGAUGUACUUCUUCGAGGAGACGGCACAGACAAAGCAACCAUUUGCCGCUGUAGAUAGCCCUCCUGUCCUGAGCUUCGCAGAGAUGCAAGACUCGAUGGAUGCAACUGUAGAGGAGAGCGUCAAGCGUUUUGCAAAGGACAUAUAUGAGCACUGGAAGUUGCGAAGGAUUGCCACUGGGAACCGCCCACUCCUACCGAGUCUCAAGUUCGAAACUGGUCAAGAUACCGAUGAUACAGACCCGUAUGUCUGCUUUCGUAGGCGUGAAGUCCGUCAGAUUCGGAAGACCCGCGGCAGAGAUGCCCAAAGUGCCGAUAAACUGCGCAGACUCAGAAAGGAGCUGGAAGAUGCUCGACAGCUGGUUGCACUGGUGCGCCAGCGGGAGUUGGCAAGAAAGGAGAUGCUCUCGAUGGAGCGGCAGAUAUUCCUGCAGCGUUCCGAGGUGAAGGAGAUGAAGAGGAAACUCAACAUCAAAGACGAUGACGAGGAUCUCAUCAACCAGAAGGUAACGUCAAUCCCAGCACGAUUUCCUCAUGCGUUUGCUAAUUUGCCGGAGCAGCCAAAGAAGAAGCCUGCGGAGGCGCCAGCUGCACAACGGCCGACCGCUGCUCAGAUCCGGAUGCCACAGAAGCCCGGUACUCAGGCCGCGGACGACUUGCAACUGCUGGAAGAUGUCCAGGCGGAGAAAGAAAACGAGAUUCUGCGGGAUAUCAAGCAGAACAUCGCGAAGCAUAUCAAGUGGAACGAGGGCUAUGUGGAUUUCACAAGAGCGCCUCUCUCACCACCUCCAGAGAAAACCUUCCAGGCCGCAUUCCGCCCGGCAAUCACCACCCAGUUGCCAACUCCUCCUUCUUCAGAUUCGUCCGACAAUAUGAUGUUGGACUCUGCCUUAGAUACGGCCAAUUCCCUCUCCUUCCGAGAUAAGCUAGUUCCUCGUACAUGGGAGAUGAACGAGGACACCAGCAGGAUACCGUCGUUCCGGAGGCGCAUUGGGCGCGGCGGUCGGUUGAUGAUUGAUCGUCGAAACCUGGUGUCGCGGUGUAGAAUCGAGAUGGAUCCGCUGAAGGCUGAUCGAUUCAAGUAUGAUCGGGAGGAUUCGGACGAUGAGUCAGAAUUCGAAUGUGAUCCGUACGAUGUCCAGAUCAUGCAACAUCGUGCCAUAAUGGCUGCUAAAGCACGAGACCAAGCUGCUGCCGCCGCCCAAGCACAUGCGCAGGCUCAAGCGCAGAAACGGUUGCAGGCCGAACAAACCACAACCAACAAUGGACCCCCGAACAUGGGGCAGACAAUGGGAUCGAACCCCGGGCCUGGUGCCGUCGCCUCCACUUCGUGA